GUGGAACGUUCCUUGGAAUGCAUCGAAGAACCUGAAGAGCAGCACGUUCCUAGAGUUAAGGCAUCAGAUGUCCUACUUGUACCAGAAAGUUCCUAUACAUUCGUCAGUUUUCAAGAUUGAUUUUUUUUUUUUUUUUUAAAUUGUCACGAUGAAAUGAACAGUGAACAUUUGGUAAACAAUAGAAGCGUUGAUAAAGAUGUCAUGGAGAAACAUCGUCUCCAUCGGGAAUCCAUCAAGUCAGUAUGAGUUCAAGCACAGAUUAGUUUACUGGUUAGGAUUAGGCAUAAUUUUAAUAUCUAUUGCAGAGGUCCCAAAACUUUUUUGUCUCGUAGACCACUUGCCAUGUUGUUUUUUUCGGUUUUGGGUAGACCCCCUGCUACCUGAUAUUGAUUUUUUUGUAAAUUCAUUAACUUCAAAUGUAUUUUUGACAGCCGGUAUAGUGCUACUCAUUAGAAAGAUUUAAAUGUAUAACGGUAGAGAAGUGGAGUAUGUCAUUUGUGGUAUUUUUUUUUUGUUUUUAGUUAAACUGAAGAAUUAAGUUUACAAUCUUUCAUUUGAUACCAAAUUUUGUUUUACAACAGAACAGUAAUAAUUAAAAAAAAAAAAAUUUUGAUCCCUACCUCUAAACCGAAUAGCCACUUCGUUUUUUAAACUUCCGUAAAAGCUUAUUGUUAAAAAAAAAAAAAAAAAUUACCUCACGACUUUACUAUUCAGUAUGCUAUUCAUUCGGUGGCUAAAAAUUUACUGGCUAUAAAAAGGCAAAUGUGUGAGUCUCUUUUAGAAGCUAUUUGACACUAACAUUUUUGAAAUGGGAAAUUCUUCUUUCGGUGCCGACUCCCUAAGAAUCAGACAUCACAUUGGUAUUGCCAGGGAUAUUUUCACAUUUUCAUCAAAUGAAUUUACAGUGGCAGGGAGGUGACAUCAGUCGUAUUCGAACCAACUAAAUAAUCACUACUGUUUGUUUCAAAAUUAACUCUGCUCAUGAAUUAUGUAAUCAUCAUCUUUAGAGGGCGAUACUUCCCACAUAGGGCACUGGCCUGCUCCACCACAUCCUUCCAUUCGGACCAAUCCAUGUAUUUCCGCCUCCACGCGCGGACACCCAACUGGUGUUAAGUCUUUCUCAUCAUUGUCGAUCCAUCUCAGUCUUGGUCGACCGCUGCACAGUCUGUCCCUAGGCUACCGCCUGUAGAUCACCUUUUGCUGCUCUACAACCCGGACUCGUGAAUAAACCAGUGGUCAAUUUCUAAGCCCUUCUGAGAUAACAGAGAAAGGGGUUACAAACUGAUAAUCUACAAGUAUCGCGAGACCGUCUGGACAUGACACACAUAAAAGUGUGCCUGAGGGAUGAGGAUUUGCUUUCAAAUUUCAGAUUGUGCAAUAAAAUCAAGUUCCAGCAUUUAUUAUUUUGGACGGAGGGCUAAUUCAAGAUGGCUUUUUUUUUGGCUGCGACUAUUCGCACCAGGGUACCAGAAGUGAGAGGUUGGGAUUAAAAAAACUAUUUAAAUAAUAAUGUUGGGUUUGUAAGAAAAAAAAUGAGGUAUCAAAUGAAAGAUAAUUGAAUGGACUAUAUGUUCGUAAACUUACUUCUGCAGUUUAAAUAAAAUAAACUACCACAAAUGACAUCCAAAUAGCUUGAGUCUAAUGGUACCCGGGUGCGAAUGGCGGCGCUGCGUGUCUGGGUCCAUUUUGUCAUCUGUUGAUAAAAAUGAUGGCAGCCCAACUGCGGCACGCGUCGCGUAUCAAUAAUUACUUUUACAUUCAGGAUAUCGUUAAAGAUCGUGCUAAAUCUGUGUCAUUCAUUGCUAUCCCCAGACAUAAUUUCUUUGCAUACAAAGACAUGAACUGGCUGGAAAAUAGUUCAACGUUUUCAAUCGACGCUGUGGCCCAGGCAAAUGGUGUCGCCGACGGUGUGAGAUUCAAGACAGCAGCCCUCCCAGAACUAAAGUACACUACAUUAUCUUUACUGCACGUUGUCUGUUUUUCUUUUCUUUUUAGUAGAACAAAUAACUUGCAUGUUGGGUUAUAAGAUGUUUAUUAUUUUGUAAAUAGCGAUGGGUGCUGUUCGUCGUUCGCAUGCAAGAUAAGAAAAGGCAAUGUUCGACUUGUGUACUAGCCUUUGACCUGCAUGAGUAGUAGCCUUUGACUUGAGCUGUAUUUUGUUUAAAGUGAGUGAGAUUGGCUCAUGCUCAAGCUCGUCAGCCCCACUCUCUCGUGCUUGCCUAUUUGAUCCAACGUCAAGACUUAAUCGAGACGCCUGGCAAUAGGCCAGGAUGCAGUAGCUGACCAGCCGUGUCUGCGUGUUUCACUGCGUUCUUAAUGCGUCCUGUGUCGCAGGAGUCGUCGGAUUUUCUCAUUGUGUCAAUGCCAUACCACCUACGGUACUCCAUCUCCCGGUAUACUGGUGUUUCAUAGUAGAUGCGUGGCCAUCCGAGGUUAACGAGUCACAGCCACCCGGGGGUGAUUUUGAUGGUUUUUGCUUGUCAAUGAAUUUGCAGGGAUUGAACUAGUCCAAACAUCCCAAGCCGUACACUCUACUAGGCCACGUUGCAACAGUGUACAGGCGAUGUACCGUGUGCAGGGUUUCUUUCAGCGAUCUCGGGGGAGGGGGGGGAGAGACAGUGCCAAGUGCCCCCCCCCCGGAGCAAAAAUAUGUCCAACAAUAAAUCAACUGGCACUGCCCCCCUCCCCCCAAAAAACAAAAAAACAAAGCUGAAGUGCCCCUUCCCCGGGGGGGGGGGGGGGAAUAUCUGAAAGAAACACUGACUGUGUGCAUGUGAAAUAGAGUGUGUAUGUAAAUGAUGGUGAGCCAUCGAAGGAUAAUGCGCACGAGAAGGGUGGUGUGAAAUUCUUACUUAGACUUAUGAUUGCCCACAACAUCGCCUCGGCGCCUGAUAUUGUCCAUUUCGUUGACCUAGGAUCAGCCCGUGUCCCACCAUCAGUCGCAGCAAACUGCACCAAGGGCUGCCUCUCCACCAACAACAUCUCCGACAGAGGGCAGAUGAUCGCAACGAUGUUCUGUACUCGACCACUUGCCACGGGAGCCGCCCGCACGUGAUAGCAACCGUCUCGACACCGAGUAGUUUCAGACAAGAAUCCCAAUUCAUGGUACGUCUUAAAUUAUUUUUUUAACCUUGACCUUACAAGUUUACUUUUUCCUCCAAAUACUUGCUCUUCGUUUUAAGAAGGUUUUAAAGGACUUUUGUUCUUAUAAGGUUUUAAGAAGGUUUUAAAGGACUUUUGUUCUUAUAAGGUUUUAAGAAGGUUUUAAAGGACUUUUUUUCUUAUAAGGUUUUAAGAAGGUUUUAAAGGACUUUUGUUCUUAUAAGGUUUUAAGAAGGUUUUAAAGGACUUUUGCUCUUAUAAGGUUUUAAGAAGGUUUUAAAGGACUUUUGUUCUUAUAAGGUUUUAAGAAGGUUUUAAAGGACUUUUGUUCUUAUAAGGUUUUAAGAAGGUUUUAAAGGACUUUUGUUCUUAUAAGGUUUUAAGAAGGUUUUAAAGGACUUUUGUUCUUAUAAGGUUUUAAGAAGGUUUUAAAGGACUUUUGUUCUUAUAAGGUUUUAAGAAGGUUUUAAAGGACUUUUGUUCUUAUAAGGUUUUAAGAAGGUUUUAAAGGACUUUUGUUCUUAUAAGGUUUUAAGAAGGUUUUAAAGGACUUUUGUUCUUAUAAGGUUUUAAGAAGGUUUUAAAGGACUUUUGUUCUUAUAAGGUUUUAAGAAGGUUUUAAAGGACUUUUGUUCUUAUAAGGUUUUAAGAAGGUUUUAAAGGACUUUUGUUCUUAUAAGGUUUUAAGAAGGUUUAAAGAAACGUUUAUUCUGAGAAGGUUUUUGCAUGCCUUUUUCUGAGAAGAUUUUAACAGAAUUUUUCUAAGAAGAUUUAAAACUGCUUUAAAAUACUUUUUUUUUUUCUAAGAAAAUACGUUUCAUACAUAUCUAUUUUUUGUUUACUUACAUAUGGAUGAAUUAGAAGUUUGACGCCACUGCUUUCUUCAUUAACGGACUUGUGGAGGCUGAUUCGAUGAGUCUGUAAAUCAGCAAAACUUUUAUUAUUAUUGUGUGUGUGUGGGGGGGGGGGGUAAAUAAAAUAUCAGAAAAAGAAAUACAACCCCAAUUACUAAUAAAUAACACAAAUUAAUACAUAAUAAUUAGAUUAAUAAUUCGAAUAUUUUAAAUCAUUCGUCAAUUUAUUGUUCAUAGUUUAUAAGUUAUAGCCGUCAUAUUUUAUUUUUAAAAGUGAAACGUGGUGACCCAUUACGUACAUCCACUUAUUUAAUGAUUGCGCUUGGCUCAUUUGAGUCUUGGUAUUUUAUUUGGAUUCAUCUUGUUUCCCUUUUCAAAAUAGACUUAAGGAGUGGUUCCCAAUCUUUUUUUGAUUCGCGUAGCCCUUUCCGUAAUUAAUUUCUAAGAGGGAGAUGUUGAGUCUCGAAACUACUGCUGCUGCUACUACGUACACUUGCUUUGGAUAAUGUAAUACACUUGCACAAUAACGUUCUCGUGCUCCGUACUGAGCUGGCAGCCAUGCAUCACAAAUUACAAAAGUCCUGAGUAUUAGAUGACAAAUAACGGACUCCUUAUUAUCCGCUAAAUUACAUACCCCCCCCCCCAAAAAAAAAAAACAGUACUAUCGAAAGUCACUAAUAAUCCUUUUCGAAGUAUAACAAACAGAUAAUAAAAUCCUUAUUAACAACAGGCAGUAGUACCUUUUGGCUCACUACUCCAUACAGGCCUACCCAUCACACUACACGCCUCCAUACAGGCCUACCCAUCACACUACACGCCUCCAUACCGGCCUACCCAUCACACUACACGCGCCUCUUUCCUGACACACUAUAGAUAAAAACAUACCCUGCCUCCGAUCAUCAAUGACAAUCUCACCCCUUGUUCACUCAUACUCGCACUCCUUCUGGUGAACACAACUUACUCGACCCCCCCCCCCACACACACACACAACCACACAUAACAACAGUGAUUCUCAUACCCUUGACAAGAGCCAAUUACGCUUACCCUAAUGCCUUUUUCUUUCAAUGGGUUCCCUUGAGCGGCCUGGGAGCCCCUCAGACGUGUUGUACCUGUUGGGAACCACUGCCAUAAAGUGAUCGACUACCAUGGACUUCAUAGUGCUACAUAUUUAUAGGUUUAUUCAUAUUUUUUUUUUAGGCGGAUAAAGAAGCAGAAUUCCAAAGACACGUGAAGAUGGGCAUGGCACAGAGAUACUCUCUACCCACACUGCCCACAGAAUUCGCACCCAAUUUCGUCACAUCCUGGGUGGCGCACGGAUCAGACAGACGGGGACUCAACAAUUUGAUUUAUGCCACAGACGAUUGCAAAUAAGUGGCUGUGUUUGAAUAUCAAGCAUGACUACAAGUUGAUAAAGUGCAUGUUCAAAUCUGUAUCAUGUGUUGUAAUAACAAAAAAUUUGUAAUUUGAAGAUCUGUUAUAAAAAAAUGUACCAGAAACACUCGUGUCCAGCGUCACAGGAGAUACCAGUUUGUUAUAUUAUAUGAUUACAUCAGUAUGUUUUCUUAAAUUAACAUCUUUUAUAUUCAUAAAUAAAAGUUACUGAGUAA
Messenger RNA from Lymnaea stagnalis (great pond snail), 5563 nucleotides. NCBI's taxonomy places the organism in Eukaryota, Metazoa, Mollusca, Gastropoda, Lymnaeidae. The record is from the annotation of a GenBank genome assembly.